AAAGAAAUAGAUAAUGUUUAGUGAAAGGAUAAAAGGAAACUAGAGAAACAGAACUGAUGAGAUUAUCUGUCUAUUCAUUGAUUCCUUCAUGGCUUCUCGUCUGAUCACCACCCAUCGAAGCUUCUGCUACAAAGUUGAGUUAAACUCUUGUAGACUAUCAUUUCCAUCAUCAAACCCGCAUGUGAACUUUUGCAUUCCAGCUUUUGUUUCAUGUAGAGGUCCCUUUACUUGUUUGAAGCUUAACCACUGCCUCAAGCUUAGAGCAUCUUCUGAGGGGCUUCCGUCUGAGUUAGUAGAUGAAGACUCCAAAUUUGUUCCUCUAAAUGCUGAAGAUCCAAGAUAUGGUCCACCUAUACAGCAACUUCUUAAGGAGUUAGAUGGUGAUUUCCUAGAGGUAUCUCCAUUGGUAGCUAGCUUCUCUCAACACUUCUCUUUCUUCUUUUUCCACAUGCAAGUUAAGGAGAUGAAGAGGUAUUCAAAGUGGCUUUUGGUUGGUGGAAAGCUUUUGCAAACAGUCAUUUUUUGUACUGAAGACAUGAUUACUUGCUGUCUGUGGGAGGCAAUGAAUACUAAGCAACCUAAUUUGGAUGCUGCAAAGAUCAAAAGAAUGAUUGUGGCUGAUGUUAAGUGAAGGAUGUUUUUGAGUGCAAUUCUAUCCUCUAAUUUGGCAACUGAAGAAUCGUACUCUUAGAUGCUGCAUACUAGCUGGUCUUACAAUCAUGUAACAGAGAGUACAUUAAUAUUGCAUAUUGUCCGGCGUCAUAAGCAUUUUGGUAUACCCUGCAGAUUGCAAAGUCACUUCCCCGAAUUUGCUUCUUGUCUGGUCUCACAGGAGAGGAGAUGAUGAUGUUUAUUGAUGCCUUUCCAGAAAGUGGUACACCCUACUUUUCACCGUAAUAGAAAUCUUUGGUUGUACAAGUUAAUUUCGUUAUGGUCAUUGUUAAAGCUAAAUUAUAAGCCCAAAAGGUAUCUCGUGAAAAUAUGGCCUAGUUGUUUCUGAUA
This is a messenger RNA of Coffea arabica (coffee), 1002 nucleotides long. The record is from RefSeq and is a predicted model, not a curated record. NCBI's taxonomy places the organism in Eukaryota, Viridiplantae, Streptophyta, Magnoliopsida, Gentianales, Rubiaceae.